GUAGGACAACACUACGUGUGUUCCCAGCUGACGGGAUGACUGGUCUGACAGAGCUACUGGUUUUAUUGGGUUUAAAUACUAAAUAAUAUCCUCAUCCUGGAUGUGUUCGUUACCGGAGACUCUCCCGGUCCUCCUCCUCCAGCAGCAGCCCGGUGACUGACGCUCAUCCCCCGCUACAGCCUCCUCCGGUCCGUCAGCUUGACAUGGCGGAGAGCGGCUCGUCGGCUGGAUUCUCCGGUUCCCAGACCGGCUCCCUGACCGGAUCCGGCCUCCCGCCGCCCAGGACCCGCAUCUUCAAGAUCAUCGUGAUCGGAGACUCCGGCGUCGGGAAGACCUGCCUCACCUACCGCUUCUGCGCCGGCAAGUUUCCCGAGAAGACGGAGGCCACGAUCGGAGUGGACUUCAGGGAGAGGCUGGUGGAGAUAGACGGGGAGAAGAUCAAGAUCCAGCUGUGGGACACUGCAGGCCAGGAGCGCUUCAGGAAGUCCAUGGUGCAGCACUACUACCGGAACGUGCACGCCGUCGUCUUCGUGUACGACAUCACCAAUGCGGCCAGCUUCCGCAGCCUCCCCGCCUGGAUCGAGGAGUGCCGGCAGCACGCCCUGGGCUCCGAGGUCCCCCGGAUCCUGGUGGGGAACAAGUGCGACCUGCGGGACUCGGUUCAGGUGUGGACGGACGUGGCGCAGCAGUUCGCCGACGCCCACUCCAUGCCGCUGUUCGAGACGUCCGCCAAGAACCCCAACGGCCCGGGAGACAGCAACCACGGAAACAGCGACCACGUGGAGGCCAUCUUCAUGACGGUGGCCCACAAGCUCAAGUCCCAGAAGCCCCUGGUGCUCAGCCAGCCGCCGGGGGCCUUAGGGGCCACCGUCAGCCUGAGCAGGGGCCGGGAUGAUGGGGCGGACGGGUCCCGGAGCUGGGCCUGCAGCAGCUGCUGAGAGAGGAAACGGUGAGACAGCCUGAAGGAUUUUAUGAGGCUGAGAAAAGAGAGAGCAGAAACAUCUUCAAUCAGAAGGUCUCAGAGGGGUUCUCCUUAACUGCUGGGGCUCAACUUUAUGAACGACUUUCAGGGAUUCUGGGUCGUAUUUACCGCGUGAUUCUCGUUUUUUUGUUGGAUCCACUGAUCCUGAUAAAGUGGCCAAAAAUCGUACUUGAAGGAGAGCCGAGGCGGAGCUGUGGACAGAACACCAGAGCAACACCAUCCCAGCAGCUCGUUCGUGUGGAGACAGAGGAGGCUUCACUGAUUGGUGGUUUCGACAUAUCUUGUCCACUCCCUUCUAGAAGUUUUGUUUGGGUUCUCGGUGACUGCAGGUUGGUUCCAGUCUAGCGGCCUCAUUAAAGGAUCUCUGUGGAGCGUUCUUCUCAUUUAUUGCUGUUUUUAUGUUCAGUCUUUGAAGACGCCUCGCUUCCACACAGUUCUGCCUCAGGCCUGUCCAGCUGUAGAACAGACUGCCUCCUGGUGGUCAUCGUGAGGAAGUUCAUUACAUUUACAGCUUCAGAUAAGAUAGAUAAGAUAGUCCUUUAUUUCAUCCACUUUAUCCGGUAGUUUUAUGGAAUAUGAAAACAGGACCAAUGAUACCUGGAGAGAAAUACGUGAGGAGCUUAUUCUGAAACAUGUGGAGCCCGUUUAGUGAAAUCAUGUGAUGGAGGACAUAUGAAGCUCUACAGGAUGCGUGUUUUCUGUAUGUUACACAGCUAGCAUGUGCUAAACCAGCUGAGGGAGUCUCUUCUAACAGCUGACAGCCUGUUAGUCAUCUUUCCAGCUUCCAGAUGUGCAGUCUGGUCUAAUCUAAAAGUAGAAAUGAUUCAACAGACUCAAGGUAAAUUACGAACCAGAAGAAACAGAAGCAGGAGUUUCAUCUGUUUGGAACUGAGGUGUAAAAAUAUUUCCUCCUCCAAAGAACAUCUGCUAAGUUCAUGUUUGGAUCCACGUUUUCUAUCUCGCGGUUGUCCCUGCCUCUGCUAACUCAGCGCUAAAUGUCUGAGCUGACCGACUACGAACCACGAGUGUCGUUGUCUAGCAAAGCUUUCCAUGGAGUUAAAACAAGUCUACUCCUAGAAUGGUCUGCUGGUUGGAACAGCUCCACAGGGGUCUUUAGAGGGGCCCCUGGCUAAACUGGGGGCCUUUAGAGGGGCCCCUGGCUAAACUGGGGGCCUUUAGAGGGACGACUGGUUAGACUGGGGGUCUUUAGAGGGGCCCCUGGCUAAACUGGGGGCCUUUAGAGGGGCCCCUGGCUAAACUGGGGGUCUUUAGAGGGGCCCCUGGCUAAACUGGGGGCCUUUAGAGGGACCACUGGCUAAACUGGGGGCCUUUAGAGGGGCCCCUGUCUAAACUGGGGGCCUUUAGAGGGGCCCCUGGUUAAACUGGGGGCCUUUAGAUGGGCCCCUGGCUAAACUGGGGGCCUUUAGAGGGGCCCCUGGUUAAACUGGGGGCCUUUAGAGGGACUACUGGUUAGACUGGGGGUCUUUAGAGGGGUUGCUGGUUUGACUGAAGGGAAUCAUUUCAUUUUAAGGUUCUGUUUGAGACAGAUUCAGAGCCACUUCACUAACUUCUUACAGUUGAUUGGUGAUUUUAAAAAGGGAUUGUGUUUAAAAUCUUCCAUCUAGAGAAGCCCUGAGGUGAUCACAUCCACGUUUCCACGUCUAAAGCCUCAGACUGGAGGGAUUAUUCUGCUCCACUCAGUUUCAAACUGCUUUUUCCUCCUGUUCUCUAUGAAUCGUGUUGUCAUGCUGAUGGAUUUAGAUGACCUGAGGUUUCAUAGCUGGGUGGUCAGCGGACCUUAUUAACCAAUCAGCAGACAAUUGGGGCAUUUUUCUGUCUGACUGAGGCAGGAUGGUCUCAGAGUUUAGAGCUGAUAGGAGCUAAUUGGAGAAGAGAGUUUCACCAGAUAGAUGCGGUCUAAAGAUCUGAAUGCUGGUCUGCAUUUAAACCAGGAGACUUAAAUUCAUCUUAGUCCAAGUUCCACAUCCAGACCAGUAUAACCACAGCAGAAUAACCUAUAACCUAUAAAUAACCACAACUCCUAAUGGUUCCUUUGUUUUAGUGCAAAAAUGUUCACAUUUAAGGAAUUAUCUUUUCGCUAAACAUCAUGAACCAGAAAUUUAUGAAGAAAAAUAAAUUCAGUUUCAUCAACAUUCAGCCUCAGUUUAUCAUUUCCACAUUACAACUUCCAGAUCACAGAGUGUCGACAAAGGAACACAACAUUUAGUCAUCUGGAACUGAACCAGAGAGGAUUUACUGGAGGAUCAAAACCACAAAAGUCAGACAAAACAGACAAAAAACAACAAAAGCAAGACAAAAAUAUUACAAAAAUGUGACACAAAAUGACAAAAGCAAGAAACAAAACAAAGAAAGAGACAAAAAAUUAGACAAAAAAAGUUACAAAGUGACAAAAGCAUGAAACAAAAUGACAAAAACAUGAGACAUGACAAGUCAGACAAAAAAGGACAAAAACAAGACAUAAUACUACAAAAAUGAGACACAAAAUGACAAAAGAACAAUGAACAAUCUCGUAUUUUACUUUAUGAUCAAAACAACUUGUCAUGGUCUAGAAAUUAUUUUAAAUUUAUAGUUUCUUCUCUGUAAAUUUUACACUUUGUAAAUAGGACCAGAUUGGACCCUCUGGAGGCCCACGGGCCGUGGUUCUGCUGCUUUGGUCUUCUCAGAGGACAGAUCAAACCUUCUCUCAGGACUGUUAGAGGCAAUGCACUGAGACAAACCACCAGGUGAUCUGUCAGCGACUACAGAGUUUUAUUCUGGGUUUGGUUGCUGCUUCUUCUGUUUUCUCAUCCAUCUGUCUUCAUGCAGCUGUCGUUUCUUUUGCCUUAUUUUGUUCACAAAGCAGCUGUAUCUGUCAUCGCCCGCCAGAGUUCCUGAUUCAGUGACAGAUGAAUGAAACAGGGUGGUAAGGAGGCGCUUGCAGUGGUUUAAUUACGUGUAACAUUGCAAUAAACUACCCUGAACAUUUCA
Messenger RNA from Amphiprion ocellaris (clown anemonefish), 3970 nucleotides. RefSeq names its product RAB33B, member RAS oncogene family a (gene rab33ba). Gene Ontology annotation, molecular function: GTPase activity; GTP binding. Bases 204 to 938 code for a protein of 244 amino acids. The transcript has 2 exons. NCBI's taxonomy places the organism in Eukaryota, Metazoa, Chordata, Actinopteri, Pomacentridae. The record is from RefSeq and is a predicted model, not a curated record. Gene Ontology annotation, cellular component: Golgi apparatus; endosome. Gene Ontology annotation, biological process: Rab protein signal transduction.